AUGUCAAUGAUAAUUCCCGGAAAAGAAGCACCAGGAAAUAAUAUUAAUGUCUACUUACAACCCUUAGUCAAAGAGCUGAAAGAGUUAUGGACAAAUGGUGUGGAUACAUACGAUUCUUUCAAGAAAGAGAUGUUCAAUUUGCAUGAAAAUUUGAUGUGGAUGAUUAGUGACUUUCCAGGUAUGGGCGCACUUUCUGGGUGGAACACAUACACAGGGCCUGCUUGCCCAUCGUGUAACUUUCAAACUACACCUCUCUGUCUUAAAGCUAGCCAUAAAUGGUGUUUUAUGGGUCAUCGUCGUUUCCUUGAUCGGAGACACAGAUUUAGAUUGAACAGGAUCCGCUUUAAUGGUGAACAAGAAAUACGGAAUCCACCGAGAACAUUAUCUGGACAUGAAGUUUUUGAACAUGUUAAAGAUAUUGAAGUCAUCUUUGCUUGCUCAAUUUACUCUUUUUCAUGUGCAGGAAAAGUUACAAGCUGCAAUUAA
Lathyrus sativus (Indian pea) is the source of this 486-nucleotide messenger RNA. Lineage: Eukaryota; Viridiplantae; Streptophyta; Magnoliopsida; Fabales; Fabaceae. The record is from the annotation of a GenBank genome assembly.